This is a messenger RNA of Trypanosoma grayi, 1053 nucleotides long. RefSeq names its product LA RNA binding protein. The coding region runs from base 1 to 1053 and encodes 350 amino acids. Gene Ontology annotation, cellular component: ribonucleoprotein complex; nucleus. Gene Ontology annotation, biological process: RNA processing. NCBI's taxonomy places the organism in Eukaryota, Euglenozoa, Kinetoplastea, Trypanosomatida, Trypanosomatidae. The transcript has a single exon. Gene Ontology annotation, molecular function: RNA binding. The record is from RefSeq and is a predicted model, not a curated record.
AUGACGCUUUCACAGGAGAUACAGGAGAAGUUGCAGCGGCAGGUGGAGUUCUACUUCAGCGAUGUCAACAUCCAGAGGGACGUCUUCCUGAAGGCCAAGAUGGCUGAGAAUGCGGAGGGCUUCGUCUCGUUAGAAACACUGCUGACAUUCAACCGCGUAAAUUCCCUCACGAAGGACGUCGCGGCACUCGCGGCGGCGCUGCGGCCGAGUGAGCAGUUAGUGCUGAGUGAGGACAGCCUCAGUGUGCGGCGCAAGCAGCCGCUGCCAGAGUCCAUACAGACGGACCACCAGACGGUCUACGUGAAGCCCGUGCCUCCCACCGCAACACUGGAGGAACUUAAGGCAUUCUUCAGUCAGUACGGUGCCGUGCAGGCGGUGUGGCGCCGCUACUUCCCAGGGAAGAAGGAUGCCGCGCCGGAGAGCCGCACAAAGCCGUCUGCGUUUGUAGUGUUCAGCACGAAGGAAGAGGCGGAGAAAUUCCAGGCGGCGCCACCGACCUACAACGAGGUGCAGCUCACCGCCGAGAUGAAGACGGCAUACCUCGAGCGGAAGGCGGAGGAGAUUGCGGCGAAGAACAAGGGUCGGAAGCGGCAGCAGAAUCAGCAGUCGGCGGACGGAGAGGCGGCGGACGUGAAGAAGUCGCCGUCGAUGCCGCUGAACAGCAGCUACCGCCUCGCUGGCUGUGGCACGAUUGAGACCUUCAGCAGCGUGAAGAGCCUGUGGCCUGUGGAAGAGCAGAAGGGUGUGCGCUACGUGUUCAUGCCGGACAAAGAGACGGCGCUGCUCAUCUUUCAGGACGCCGCGACGGGCGAGAAGAUGGUGGCCGAUCUCAAGGAGCGAGGCACGACGCACAACGGCCAACAGCCGGAGGUGCAGAAGCUCGAGGAGGAUGAGGAGAAGCAGCUGCUGGAGAAUGUUGAGAAGGAGAUCUCGGAUCGGGCGAAGAACCACACGCAGGGACGCGGCGGUCGUGGCGGACGCGGUGGUCGUGGAGGACGCGGUGGCCGCGGCAACGGACGUGGGCAGAAGCGCCCACGCGAUAAAAAGAAGUGA